Messenger RNA from Sporothrix brasiliensis 5110, 1125 nucleotides. RefSeq names its product quinic acid utilization activator. Gene Ontology annotation, molecular function: zinc ion binding; DNA-binding transcription factor activity, RNA polymerase II-specific. The record is from RefSeq and is a predicted model, not a curated record. Gene Ontology annotation, biological process: regulation of DNA-templated transcription. The transcript has 4 exons. NCBI's taxonomy places the organism in Eukaryota, Fungi, Ascomycota, Sordariomycetes, Ophiostomatales, Ophiostomataceae. The coding region runs from base 1 to 1125 and encodes 374 amino acids.
AUGCCGGCGGCUACGCUCAUGGACCAAAAAGAGGCGUCCGUCGGGGCGGUGGACGAAUCCAUCGCUCCCAGUGAGACGACAGAAGGCUCUGCGUCGAAUCCCCGCAAAAGGAAGAAGAGCUCCAGAGCGUGCGAUUUUUGUCACAUAAACCACCAGCCUUGCGAUAAUGCAAAGCCAAGGUGUAGCUACUGCGAGAGGCACGGCAAGUCGUGCUUGUAUCUGCGCCCCCAGAAGAAGCGCGGGCCAGCACAGGGCUACCGAAGCGCGCUGCACUCUAUGCGCGAGAGCGCUGCGGCAUGGGGCGCUGCUCUCAACUUGAUACCCAGCCUCGGCCCCGUCAUCGAAGGCUACCUUCAAAAAGAGGAGGGCAAACGACUCAUCCGAGCGAUAAAGGACCCCCAGCAACAGGAGUUCUUCAUCCAGUCCUGGCAGCAAAGCUCAGUCUUUAAAUCGUUCUUUGGCGACGACGAAUCCAUAGACAGCGGCGAGGCAGGCGGAGAGGCAGCGGACGCACCUUAUGCGCCUCCUGAGCCCUCGUCCAACCCGGCAGAGAGCACUGCCACGAGCAGUGCGGAGACCAUCGUGGCCUCAGGCCAACCGCCGUACCACCCAGCGCCGCCGCCCACUGCGACAGGGACAGAUGGAAAGCCUCCUCUUGAUCUGUUCAAUAUAUCUCUACAACAACCACCACCACCGUUGCCGCACUCCUCCUCUUCCCUCUCAUACGCGCCACAUCAACAUACUCCACAGCAAGCUCAUCAUCAGCCGACGCCAUUAUCGUAUGAUGCAAAACUAGAGUCUUUACUCCAUCCUCAUUCCGGCGAGCUCUCACAACCACAUGACCACUCCAUGUUGUCAUCUCCAGAUGGUAUGGGAAGUGGCCUCAACGACAUGCACACCUCCUUGUCCGACAUUGUGGCCCGAGAUGCAGCGAGAGCGACAACAAGCUUCUCCCAGACUCUCGGAUCGCUUGGCUUUGGCCCGGAAGAAACGUUUAAUGACUUCCUGAAUAUCAGCUACAACCUCGACCCAACAGAUACGACAGCAGAUCAAGAUCCGUUGCUAGGCAGCGAGCUAGACCAGAAAGCAUACUAUGAGCUUCUCAUGGGGCGACAAUUCACAUAA